AUGAAGUUCACAUUAUCUACCAUUGCUUUAUUAGCUUCUGCUGUCUCUGCUGCUGUUACCGACAUCGAUCUCUACAUCGAUUCCCAAAACAAGGAAGUUGACGGAAACAGUCUUCAACCUCUCCACGAAGGUGCUGCUAUCCAAUACCUUUUCUUGGGUCAUCAACAAAAUGCCUUCCAAUAUGACUCUGAUACCCAGGUCUUAAGUGGUCCAAACCCUCCACAAACUCCUUUCGCUAACAACUUUAGCAUUGUUGACCACGUUGCUUGGACUUCUUCUUCCACUGAAGCAACUAAGGUUACCAUUAUUGGUGGCCACAGCGCCGACAGAGGAUUCUUGGCUAUUAACGGCUCCUCCGAUGGUUUCUAUGCUGUCAAGAACAUCAACGACCCAUACCAGUACUCCAACCAGCAAUACGCUCUCGUCUACUACCCAGACGGUGGCCAACCAGAUGGAGCCAUCUCUGUCAACAUCAGAACUCACACUUCUGACAACUCCACUUCUAACGACUCUUCAGCUUCAGCUUCCCCAUCAGCAGCUGCUUCUUCCGCACCAAAGGUCACCCCAGCUAACGGUGCUGGUGCCAACGCUGUCAGUGGUGCCGUUCUUGGUGGUGCUGCCCUUUUAGCUAUGUUGAUCUAA
Molecule: messenger RNA, 642 nt
Organism: Suhomyces tanzawaensis NRRL Y-17324
Lineage: Eukaryota; Fungi; Ascomycota; Pichiomycetes; Serinales; Debaryomycetaceae
Exons: 1
Coding region: 1-642 (213 amino acids)
Source: RefSeq, a predicted model, not a curated record